GCUGGAGACUCCGCGGGGGCGCCGCCGGGCGGCCUCGCCCCGGAGCGGGCUGGGCGCCUCCCGAGCCGGUCGGGGUCUCGGCAGAGGACGGAGCGUGAGCUUCUUUCUCCGGCCAGGGAAAGCAGAGAAUAUGAAAGCGUAUCUGAAGAGCGCAGAAGGCUUUUUUGUCCUCAAUAAAAGUACUACGAUUGGAAAGCAUGAAGACUCAGACCUCGUUUUAGAGUCUGCAGACAUUGACAACCAUCACGCGCUCAUUGAAUAUAAUGAGGCCGAGGGAAGCUUUGUUCUCCAGGACUUUAAUUCCCGCAGCGGCACCUUCGUCAACGAGUGCCACAUCCAGAACGUGGCUGUCAAGCUCUUACCCGGAGACGUCCUGAGGUUUGGGUCUGGAGGGCUGACCUACGAACUGGUCAUCGAAAACCCAUCCUCGGUCUCCUUCCCCUGGGUGAGGGGCCCAGCACCUUGGCCAAGGCCACAGCCAGCCCGGGCCACACAGCAAUCAAACCAGGCACCUUCAUCACCACAGGUCUCCUUCCACCCGGGCAUCCGGCCAGCGCCAGUGCAGAGAAGCUGGUCCCAGGGCUUCCCCAGGCCCACCAUGGUGCCACCUGCCCCCCACAAGCGGCCCGUGAGUGCCUGCGGGAAGAUGUUCUCCUUCAUGAUGGACAACACCCACAGGGUCCCCAUCAUCAAGCAAGUGUGGACCAAUGACGUGGAACUGUCGGAACAACCAGUGGCCCAGGACAUUCCCGGGGCAGGACCUUCCAGAGAGAUUUUUGUGGACCAGGACCUGGCCCAGCAGGACAAGGAUGAAAUCAUUCUGCUGCUGGGGAAAGAGGUCAGCCGUCUCUCGGAUUUUGAACUUGAAUCCAAGUACAAAGACGCCGUGAUAGCAAACCUGCAGAACGAAGUGGCCAACCUGAGUCAGAAGCUGUCGGAAACAGCCACCUCCAGGCAGAGCGAGAGGGUGAUCCCACCAAAGUUCCAGGUUCUGGAUGAAGACGACGAUGCCAAACAGAGAGAGAUCCAGAGCUUGAAAAGCCAGAUCAGUGCCCUACAGCAAGGCUACAGCCAGGUGCUGUGCCAGACCCUGUCUGAGAGGAACUCAGAAAUCACCUCCCUGAAGAACGAGGGCGAGAGCUUGAGGAGGGACAACGCCGUCACAUCAGGGAUGGUGUCAUCUUUGCAAAAAGACGUGUUGGUAAAGGAAGAGCAAGUUCAACAACUGAAGCAGGAGGUGGAUCAACUAAAAAGUGAGAACAAAGAGAAGGAGCACCGGCUCGAAGCCCUCAGCUCCAGAUGCUCAGUGCUGAAGGAAGAGUUAAAAAAAGAAGAUACUCGGAAGGAGCAGCGGGAAACCCAAGAGAAAGAGUUAAAACUCUACAAAAGCCAAAUCCACGACAUGGAGAAAGAAAUGAGGAAGCUCAGGGAGGAGCUGAAGAGGAGCAGCGCUGAGCAGAGCCUGACCUCUAAGACGCUGCGGGAAAAGAGCAAGGUUGAAGAGAAGCUUCAGGAGGAUUCCAGGAGGAAAUUGCUUCAGCUGCAAGAAAUGGGGAACAGAGAGAACCUCAUUAAAGUCAAUUUGGAAAGGGCAGUAGGUCAGCUGGAGCAUUUCAGGAGUCAAGUCAUCAAGGCCACCUAUGGACGAGUGAAACCGUUCCAGGACAAACCCGUCUCAGAUCAACAGUUAAUAGAGAAGAUCACCCAGGUCACUGAGGACAACAUCAACUUUCAGCAGAAAAAGUGGAGCCUGCAGAAGGAGACUCAGCUCAGCAACUCCCAACAGGGGGAGAUCGCCGAGAGCAUCGAGAAGCUGAAGACGUGCUUAGCCAGCUGCCAGGCUUGCAUGAAGACGUCUUGCUGCAGCGACGACCUGAAGAAGGAGGUGGACCUCCUUCAGCACCUGCAGGUGAGCCCCCCUGUUUCGGGGCUCCAGAAGGUGGCGCUGGACACCCUGCGCCUGUCGCUGUCCUGGCUGGAGGAAACAGAGCGUCUCCUCCGGGACGUGGGGAUCCAGCUCUCCGGCUCCGACAAAGGAUUGUCCUUGUAUCUGAAAUACCUUCUGGACCAUUAUAAGAAAAUCACAAGCCGGACCCAGGAACUUCAGAUCAGGAUCAGCAGCUCUCAGGAAUCUCAGCAGUCCUUGCUGCAAGAAAAGCUGCGGGAGCAUCUGGCAGAGAAGGAGAGGCUGAAUGAGGAAAGGCUGCAGCAAGAGGAGAAGCUGAGAGCCAGAGUCAAGUGGCUGACUGAAGAGAAGGCGGCUUUGGAGGAAAGCAUUACUCAAGAGAAACGCAGAGCGAAAGAAGCAUUAGAGGAAGAGCAGGCCAAAGUCCAAGAGCUGGAGAAUCGCAUAACCCACCAGAAGAAGGCUUUGGAGGAAAGCAUUUCUCAAGAGAAAAACCGAGUGAAAGAAGCAUUAGAGGAAGAACAGACCAAAGUCCAAGAGCUGGAGAAUCGCUUAACCCGCCAGAAGGAGGUUUUGGAGAGCAGCAUGGCCCAUGAGAAAAGAAAAGCAAAGGAAGCCUUAGAGACAGAAAAGAGAAAAGUGCAAGACCUGGAGAACCAUUUAACCCAGCAGAAGGAGAUUACAGAAAGCAGCAUCGCCUACGAGAAGCACAAAGCGAAGGAGGCCAUAGAGAAGGAAAAGAAAAAGGUGCAAGAUCUGGAGAACCGCAUAACCAAGCAGAAGGAGGAAAUAGAUUUAAAAGUGCAAAAAGAAGACAUGUUAAAUAAUAAAUUAAAUGACGCACUGGCCAUGGUAGAAAAGACUCAGAAAACUAAGGCAGCUGAGACUAUAAAAGUAGAGACCCUCACCGUGAAAUUAAAUGAAACACUGGCUGAACUGGAAACUGCCAAGACGAAAGUGAUCAUGAUGGAGGAGCGGAUGCAGCUGCAGCAGCACACGGUAAGGGCCCUCCAAGAAGAACAGGAAGCACAGAAACACAGCUUUGAAAAAGAAAUCAUGGAAUACAAGGAGCAAAUCAAACAGCACUCCCAGACGAUCGUGAGUCUCGAAGAAAGACUCCAAAAAGUGACCGAACACCAUAAAAAAAUAGAAGGAGAGAUUGCAACCCUGAAGGACAAUGACCCAGCCCAGGAGGGGGAAGCACAUCCGAGCCCCGCAGCGGCACCUCCCGUGGAGAGCAGGGCCAAAGACACAGUGUGCGACCGCCUGAUAGAGGAUUUACUGACUGCUCAGAAGGAAAUCCUAUCUCAGCAGGAGAUCAUCAUGAAGUUAAGGAAAAACCUUAACGAAGCCCACAGCCGAAUGUCCGAUUUGAGAGGGGAGCUUAACGAGAAGCAGAAGGUGGAACUGGAGCAGAAUGUGGCGCUGGUCCAGCAACAAAGCAGCGAACUGAAUGUGCUGAAGGAAAAGAUGGCACAGGUGACCAGCCUGGUGGAAAAGAAGGACAAGGAGCUGGAGGUCCUCAAGCAGGCACUCAGGGCCUCCCAAGAGAAACACAAGCCCCAGCUGCACAAGGAGAAGGACCAGAAGCCCAGGAACACGACCCAGAUGUGUGACAUCUCAGUGCAGAUAGAACCAAUCCACACCGACAUUUUCUUGAGCAGCCAAGAGGAGCAGUCCUUCAGUGAUCUAGGGGCCAAGUGCAAAGGGUCCCGGCACGAGGAAGUCAUUCAGCGUCAGAAAAAGGCCUUAUCCGAGCUACGUGCGCGAAUUAAAGAACUGGAGAAGGCCAGCUCAUCAAGUCAUAAGGACCACACGAAUGAACCAUUUCUAGACGUAAAGACUCUCAGAUUGGAUAAAAAUGUCCAGAAAAUAUUGGAUAUACAACCUGAUUCGCCAGGUGUUUCAAGAAUAGAGAUCCGAGCGCCUCAAAAUGGCCUUUCCAGCCCAGGGCCCAUCCUGGCCACCGAGAAGUUAGGGAAAAUGGACAUGGCUGAGGCUUUAGAUCUCAGUGAAAAGCUGUACAUGGAUAUGAGCACAACGCUGGGGAGUCUGAUGAACAUCAAAGACAUGUCAGGUCACGUGUCCAUGAAGUACCUCUCCCCCAAAGAGAGGGAGCGAGUCAACCAGCUUCGACAGAGAGACCUGGAUCUGGUGUUUGAUAAGAUCACCCAGCUCAAGAACCGGCUGGAGAGAAAAGAGGAGCUUUUGAGAGGAUAUGAAAAAGACAUCGAACAGCUCAGGCAGAGCAAAGUGUCUGUCCAGAUGUACCAGUCACAGGUGGCCAAGCUGGAGGACGACAUCUACAAAGAGGCCGAGGAGAAGGCGCUGCUGAAGGAGGCCCUGGAGCGCAUGGAGCACCGGCUGCACCAGGAGAAGAGGGUCAACAGGGCCAUCAGGCAGCAGAAGGAACGUUUAGCGGAUCUCGAACAGAGAAAUGGCAAAGAGCCAGCACCUUGCAACUGUUCCUUCAAAGAGAAAGAGAGGCAGAGACGAAUGUUUAUAGAGACGGUGAAGAACAAGAUGCAGAACUCAAAUUUCCAGGUUGGAGCCAGAAAAGCCACCCCAAAGAUGGACCAAGAAAGAGAGAUGCUGAAGAGAGAAACAUCCAGCAAAUCCAGCCAGAGCCUUCUGUUUUCUAAGCCUGGCGGAAGGAACUAGAAACAUCAUCCUGCCAGCCUCGUGUGAUCCUCCGUGAGUCAGCGGGACUCUCCUGCAUCAAAAAACUAAGACACCUUUUUAGAACUUUAAAGGUUGUUACCCUAGUGUGUUGCCUCCUAGACUGGUACUUUGCACGACGCUGUAUUUUGAAAUUCAGAAUCCUGGGCCUGGUAGAUACAAUCAUGUGCUUGCAUCGUGAGGUACCCAAAUGUCACACCUCCACGGAGCCCCAGGAAACCCGCAGCGGAGAAAACCCAGGGCAUGUCCUGAGGCUACAGGACAGAACGGUAACCUCAGGACUGUUGGGGCCAUGGUAUAGCGCAUUUAUAUCUGAGUUUACUGUAAUAAAUUUGAACACCAACCCAUUUUAUCGCUUCCACAACAGUGACUCAACAUUUAUAUGGCACCCCUCCCCCAAGCCCUAGAAGGUAAAUAGUAUUAUAUUCCCCAUUUUGCAAAUGAGGACACUGAGUCCCAGAGAGGUUAAAUGGCCUGUCUGGAGUCACACAGCUAGCAAAUUCAAGAGUUGGGUCUGGAACGUACAUUUCUAACUCCAUCUCACACUGCCCAUUCUGCCACACCAAGACAGCCCAGUAGUUCAAGUCCUCAGCCAUCAGGACAGACCAAGUACCCAGUCACGGAAGAGCACACACUGCCCGGGUGGACACACCCCUUUUCCAUGGUGUUUGGAGAGCCCCUCAUUUCUGCCCCCUCUCCAGUCACCUGUCCUCUCCUUUCUUUUCUUGUAUGGCCAGGACCACUAAACAAAAAGGGAGGAAGAGCCAGAAGUCAUAAGCAUCAUUUAUUUUUUAAUUUUUAAAAAGCCAUAAUAAAAGUAUUUUGAUAUUUUAAAACCAAAUGCAUUCUUUAUGCUGACUAAAACUAUAAGGGAAUAGGAAAAAUUCUUUGCAUGAUACUCCACUGGAAGAUACAUCUUCCACAGUGAGAAGGGUUAGCAUCACCUGACCUUAAAAAUACUCUUGAAAAUUCCAGACGUUUUCCAUAAAGAACAUGACAUUACUUAUGCUGUACCAUAUUCCCAAAAUGCAAAACAGUAAUCUCCAGCACCAGAAAAGAUCAUUUGGCUAGGCAGUAAUUAAGUAGCUGGCUCAUGUUUGGAAGCCAAAUUGUAUGAAAAAAAAUACUUUGGUUGAACAGGAAUGUUUAAAUUUGCAUCAGUUAAAUGUAACGCCUGUAUGACUCCCCUGUAUUUCAGAUCUUUCAAAAGACAUGUUAAUUUUUAUCAUAUGAACAUUGCAACCCAUGGUGACGAUUUCUUUUCUUCACUCCCUGAACUGGAUAGUUUUGGGGGGGUGUCUCCUCAGCCACACACCUCUUUCCCUGAGAAUGCGCACCCACCAAUCAGGUGUGCCCUACCUAAUGCUGCUCUCUUGGCCGCAGCUGGUUGGCUGAGCAGUAGAUACCUUAUCCAAGCCAGACCAAUCAGGUUUCUCUUCUAACCCAAGCUGGGCCAAUCAGCGUCUCUGCCCUUGGUAUUUGGAAGUGGGACACGGCGUGGCCACACAGGUCAUUAUGGGCACUGGAGCUGAGACUCCCAGUGCAGUUCCCGGCUGGAAUGGCCAUUUCUCCCACUGUGUUUGGAGAAACAAAGCCAGUCUUAGAAAGAGACAGCUGAGAUAGAUAACAAGGAGAGACAAGAAACGAAGACCUCCGGAGAGACUGUUCAGUGGACACUAUAAGCCCUUUCUUCAUUGCCUCCCUCUGCUAUUAUAAGCUGAAGGCUUACCUGGCCAUGUUUCAGUUCUGGCCAGUGACAUGCAAGCGAAGGCCCUGGGCAGGGCUUCCCUUCUGGAAUAAAAGGCAAGUCUUCCCUCGGAGAGAGUUUUUGCUCUUUGUCGCUUUGCCUUGUCUUCUUUUUCUUUCCUGGAGCACAGAAUUGGAGCUGGAGCAGCCAUGUUGGGAAUUAGCCAGGCAACAAGCAAGAGGGCACAGCUCACUUCAAGGACUGGAAUGGGAAGACAUGAAAGGCCUGGGUGGGGGCCCGGUGGCGUCACUGUGCUCCACAUCACGCCUGAACUUUGUACAUCCUGUUGUGUAAGACAAAUAAACCCCUAUCUGUUUGA
This is a messenger RNA of Camelus dromedarius (Arabian camel), 6651 nucleotides long. It is a transcript of the gene FHAD1, whose product is annotated as forkhead associated phosphopeptide binding domain 1. Gene Ontology annotation, molecular function: protein binding. Lineage: Eukaryota; Metazoa; Chordata; Mammalia; Artiodactyla; Camelidae. Bases 131 to 4567 code for a protein of 1478 amino acids. The transcript has 34 exons. The record is from RefSeq and is a predicted model, not a curated record.